Trachymyrmex cornetzi is the source of this 2300-nucleotide messenger RNA. RefSeq names its product cationic amino acid transporter slimfast (gene slif). Gene Ontology annotation, cellular component: plasma membrane. The coding region runs from base 248 to 2059 and encodes 603 amino acids. The record is from RefSeq and is a predicted model, not a curated record. The transcript is spliced from 10 exons. Lineage: Eukaryota; Metazoa; Arthropoda; Insecta; Hymenoptera; Formicidae. Gene Ontology annotation, molecular function: L-arginine transmembrane transporter activity; L-ornithine transmembrane transporter activity; L-lysine transmembrane transporter activity. Gene Ontology annotation, biological process: L-ornithine transmembrane transport; L-arginine import across plasma membrane.
GCGAUAUCUCGAGCUGUCUGAACGGUCUGGAUUAAUCUUAAAAAGCUGGUUAUUAAUUAAUUAGCGCGGUAUAUGCCGAAUAAUCUUUGUAAAUAAUGUUUCGUAAAUAACGUCUGAUUUGAUUUACGAAUGAUAUAUAGUACACGCGACAUAACUGACGACAUUCCCGCUUUACAUUUUAGCUUUAGUGUAACGCUGCAGCAGAGUUGAGCAGAGAAAGAAGAGCCCGCGCGCGGAUCAGUGCGAUAUGACGAGUCGUUUGUGGAAAGCGUUGUCGCGGCGGCGUGUAGAGCUGGAGAAUGAAGAUACGAAGGGCGAACGAUUGGCACGGGUCCUCGGUUUAUUCGAUCUGACUGCACUCGGCGUGGGUGCGACUCUCGGCUUGGGCGUCUACGUCCUUGCCGGUAGCGUCGCCAAAGAGACGGCUGGACCUGCCGUUUCCGUCUCUUUCCUCAUAGCCGCUAUCGCGUCUGCUUUCGCGGGCUUGUGUUACGCGGAAUUUGCGUCGAGAGUGCCAAAAGCCGGAUCAGCGUACGUUUAUAGUUACAUAACGGUAGGCGAGUUCAUCGCCUUCAUCAUAGGAUGGAACUUAAUUCUGGAGUAUGUAAUUGGCACAGCGAGCGUUGCUCGAGGUCUUAGCAGUUAUAUCGACGCGUUAAUAGGAAAUGUCAUGGGAAAUGCUCUACGCUCUCUUAUGCCUAUCGAUGUUUCUUUCUUAUCAGAGUAUCCUGACUUUUUCGCUUUCGCGAUGGUCAUGUUACUAGUGGUGCUAUUAUGCAUCGGUGUGAAGGAAUCGUCCAUCUUAAACAACAUCUUUACCGUUGUGAACUUGAUAACUAUCACGAUCGUCAUCGUCGCAGGAUCGAUGAAAGCGGAUCCAUCAAACUGGUCAAUCGCACCCGAGGAUAUUCCAGAUUCUGUGAAGAAUGGAGGAACUGGUGGAUUUAUGCCGUUUGGCAUCAGUGGAGUGAUGGCCGGAGCGGCCAAGUGUUUUUACGGAUUCGUGGGAUUUGACGCGGUCGCUACUACCGGCGAGGAAGCCAAGAAUCCUCAACGUCAUAUUCCUCUUGCGGUCGUGUUAUCCCUCAUUGUUAUAUUCAUAGCGUACUUUGGUAUCUCCAUAGUCCUAACGAUGAUGCUGCCUUAUUAUGCUCAGAGUGCGGACGCGCCGUUUCCACACGCGUUCGACGAGAUCGGCUGGCCCGUCGUCAAAUGGAUCGUCAACAUAGGCGCGAUAUUCGCGCUCUGCACCAGUCUCUUGGGCGCUAUGUUUCCUUUACCGCGCGUAUUGUACGCCAUGGCUAGCGAUGGUAUAAUAUUCAAGACUCUCUCCACGGUGCAUCCCAAAACAAUGACGCCUAUUUACGGCACAGUGCUCUCUGGUUUACUUAUCGGUCUCAUGACACUCAUCUUCAAUCUGCAACAAUUGAUCGAUAUGAUGUCUAUCGGGACUCUACUUGCGUACACGAUAGUAGCGAUAUGCGUUUUGAUAUUAAGAUAUCAAAAAGAAGAAAAUUCUAACGUUUCUGUGAUAUUACCAACGAGCAAUUACAUCCAACUUACACCUAUAAAUAUAUUUAAGGAAUUGUUCAAUUUGCAAAAUCGGAAAGAACCAACGGAACUUUCUAACAAAAUUGCAAAUGUUGGCAUUGCCUUCCUCUGUAUCGUUAUAUGUAUUAUCACGUUUCUGAUCAGUAACAUGGGCGCGCACUUGCUCGCAGGAAAUAUGGUGAUAUCUGUGACACUAAGUGUACUUGCGAUUGUUCUUUUCUUGAAUUUAGCAGCGAUUGGUAGACAGCCGGUGCAGAGGACUGAAUUGUCUUUCAAGGUACCCCUCGUUCCACUUAUUCCGUGUCUCAGUAUUUUUAUAAACACAUAUUUAAUGUUACAACUAGACAUCUUUACAUGGAUCAGAUUCGCCACUUGGUUGUUGAUUGGCUUCUGCAUUUAUGGAUUUUACGGAAUUGUCCAUAGUGAGCAAGGGAAAAGAGAUAAGGCUGAAAACGAAAAGUUACAACAAAAAUAUGUAGAAAAAUUUAGGAUAAUAACAUCAUUUUGAUAAAAUCGUUUUUUUUAUAUAACAAAAAGAGAAAUGUCCAUUACAAUGUUUCACUUUAACAUACCUUUUAUUCGUAACGUGAAGAACAGCAAAAACAAAAAAAAAACCAUUUUGUAGUACGACCAACAGAUCGAUGGAAAGUAUCUAAUGCUAUCUAAUUCUAAUACCUAAUUAGGAAAAGUAUUUUUCAAAUUUUAAUAAUUUUAUAGUAAAUUUUAAUUUUAAUAAUACAAUAUACACG